GACGGUUUGGUUCAUUAGUGCGGGUAUCCAGUGAGACGGGACACGUAAGACAGACCCAGUAGCACAGUGGUCACAGUGGUCACGACAUUCGCAUCCUUAUUCCCGAAGCUGCUUCCGUUUCUAUAGUGACUUGGAAAGAAGGACAACAGUAAAUCAACACAGAGGUGUCAAUGCUGUACUUUUGAAGGAUAUUAUCGUUGUGCUGCAAUCGGGCAAUAAUAAGGGAGAGUGACAUUAACUUGCCAGUCUUCUACAACUUCUGUGAAACCAGCACUCUGUCGAUCAGUUGUAAGAGUGUUUGUCGGAUUUGCGCGUAUUACCGGCGCUGCUGUUUCAGAAUAUUAUAUUUUCAUCUUGCUUUUUGGAUGCACCGAUGAGAGAUCCAGUUUUCACAGCGAACGCUAUGGCUUAUCACCCCUUUCACAUGCACAGGCCGGCAGAUUUCCCUAUGUCAGCUUUCCUUGCUGCGGCUCAACCCUCGUUCUUCCCAGCGCUCACUUUACCUCCGGGUCUCAGUAAACCUUUGGCGGAUCAUGCGUUCUCCGGCGCGGCUGAGGCUGGACUACACGCGGCGCUGGGUCAUCACCAUCAGGCUGCUCAUCUCCGCUCCUUUAAGAGUCUAGAGCCAGAAGAGGACGUUGAAGACGACCCUAAAGUCACAUUAGAAGCCAAAGAGCUUUGGGAUCAGUUCCACAAAAUAGGGACCGAAAUGGUCAUCACUAAAUCAGGAAGGAGAAUGUUUCCUCCUUUUAAAGUCCGCGUGAACGGCCUGGACAAAAAAGCCAAGUACAUUCUUUUGAUGGAUAUUGUUGCUGCAGACGACUGUCGGUACAAAUUUCACAACUCUCGAUGGAUGGUCGCAGGAAAGGCCGAUCCGGAGAUGCCCAAACGAAUGUACAUUCACCCGGAUAGCCCAGCCACGGGUGAACAGUGGAUGGCAAAGCCAGUUGCAUUCAAUAAACUCAAACUCACCAACAAUAUUUCGGAUAAACAUGGAUUUACCAUUCUAAACUCAAUGCACAAGUACCAGCCCAGGUUUCAUAUCGUUAGAGCCAACGAUAUACUGAAACUCCCAUAUAGCACCUUCAGGACAUAUGUAUUUCCUGAGAUGGAUUUUAUAGCUGUCACUGCAUAUCAGAACGACAAGAUCACACAACUGAAAAUUGACCAUAAUCCUUUCGCAAAAGGAUUUAGAGACACUGGGAAUGGAAGAAGAGAAAAAAGAUUGGUUUUCAGAAAGCAUUUAGCCCUGCCGUCGAUGCGCAUGUAUGAUGAUCAAUGUAAAGCGGAUAGAGAUGGAGAAGAUUCGGACUCAUCCUGCGAACAAUCUGCGGGGAGGGAUUCAGUUCACUCACCGACUGGACCAGUAUCAAGUCCACUUAAGUUCAACCGAUCCAGAGAUGACAAAAACUGCAUUGAAAGUGACAAUGAACUUGACCAACAGGAUGACAGCUCAAUCAGAGUUAGUAGUCCAGGCCAGGAACCACCAUCACCAUUCAGCCCGCAUUGUGAGGACAGAGUCAAGGACAGAUCUAACCUAGAAAAGAAAGGGGACUGUUCAAAUUUAAGGAAAGAGAAUGUCUUCAGUAUCCGAAACUUGGAAAAGGACAAGGUGGAAAGUAGGAAUAUGAAAGAAUCAGAUACCUCCAAAAAGGAUUUAGACUGUGUAGGCCUAAGCACGGUCAAAGAUGGCUUUUCCCCUCUGAUGGUUCAAACAGAGAGCCCAUCGCAUUUUAGUGCAAGUCACUUGCAAAGUCUAGCCCUCUCUGGUUUACAAAAUCAACAUUUCUUUAACCCACUGAGUACAGGACAACCCCUCUUAUUUCACCCUGGGCAGUUUGCUAUGGCUCCUAGUGCUUUCUCAACCAUGGGCAUGGGACACUUUUUAGCCUCGAUGUCUGGAGAAAGUGGACUAGAGAAUGGCGGCCUCUCGUCUCAGACUACCAGUUCACCAAAUCCUUUCCCAUUCCACUUAUCACAACAUAUGCUUGCAUCUCAGGGUAUUGCCAUGCAACCUUUCGGGGGACUGCUACCAUACCCGUACACAUACAUGGCGGCGGCGGCGGCGGCUGCAGCAGCUUCUGCUCUCCCGGCAGGCAGUGCCGCGUCCUCCUUCAACAGGAACCCCUUUCUCUGCAGCACGAGGCCAGGAUUGCGAUUCAGCCCCUAUCAGAUCCCGAGGUCUAUUCCCCAGAGCUCUGGUCUGAUCACCACCGGCUUAACAAGCACACUGAAUACGGAGUCAGAGUCAUCGAAAUCAGGCAGUAGGGAGAGCAGUCCCAUAUCAGAGCACCAAAGCCAUAAAACCAGAAGCAGCCAAAAUACGGGAUCACCCAAAUCAACAGUGAAGGAUUCAGUUAACGAACUGAAGAAUAUACAAAGAUUGGUCAGUGGACUGGAGAAACACAGGGACAUGUCUUCUGGAUGCGAUUCACCAAAGUGACCCAUGUAUAACACACCUAUUGACUCUUUCUGAAUGCAUAAUUUUGCUUACAAAAUAAAAUAAAUAAAAGUCAAUGUUUGACGGUGACGAAGGCUCAGACAUCCCUUAUCGAGUAGGGGUAAUAAUCCCUAUUUUCCGGAUCUACAAGGCAAGCUGGCGGCGAAUGACAAAUUUGAGGAAUUACUUAAAAUUUCUUAAGAAAAAGGUGCUGUAUUUCAUCUAUGGACUGUUCAUAAUUUGAACCGGGUUAUCAUGUAAAUCCUAAAAAAAAAAGAGAGAGAGAGAGAGAGAGAAAAAAAAUCUCUGACAACAUCUGAGGAUGGUCGACGUUUAAGUUGCUCAUGUCUGGGACCUAUUUGUUUUAUUUUUUUUUAUAAUUUAUAAUAAUAAAACGCAUAUGUAAAUAAGGUGAAUUGAUUACAGGAGAUGGAUUUUAAUUUAUUCAAAACUGUACAUUGGUGUAUAAAUAGCUUAGCCAAUUAAGUCUCAAUUUGUUACAUUUAUAUAUUGUUUUCUCAUUUGCAACUUGAAACAUUAUCUAGCGCUUGAAAGCAGGAAACCGAAUGGUUUUCUUGUUUUUAUUAUUAUUAUUAUUUUUUUUAUAAGUUUGCAAUAUUCUGCCAGAAAUACACGAAGGAGAAGCCACUUCACCAUAAAUAAAAAUGCUUUUCAAGGCUAUUUCACUUAUUGAUAAUUUUAACACAGCGGUGGUCCAUACAGCUCAGGUUUAUAAUCUUGCAUUGUGUAGUUUCUUUUAAGAGAUCUUUUUAAACAUCUCUUUGCUGGAUUUUCGGGUAAAUGAACGAUUUUGUUGCAUUCUCUAAAUUUCAA
Xyrauchen texanus (razorback sucker) is the source of this 3274-nucleotide messenger RNA. RefSeq names its product T-box transcription factor TBX2b-like. The coding region runs from base 374 to 2443 and encodes 689 amino acids. The record is from RefSeq and is a predicted model, not a curated record. Gene Ontology annotation, molecular function: DNA-binding transcription factor activity, RNA polymerase II-specific; RNA polymerase II cis-regulatory region sequence-specific DNA binding. The transcript is spliced from 7 exons. Lineage: Eukaryota; Metazoa; Chordata; Actinopteri; Cypriniformes; Catostomidae. Gene Ontology annotation, cellular component: nucleus. Gene Ontology annotation, biological process: cell fate specification; regulation of transcription by RNA polymerase II; positive regulation of DNA-templated transcription.